Messenger RNA from Tetrahymena thermophila SB210, 528 nucleotides. RefSeq names its product transmembrane protein, putative. Lineage: Eukaryota; Ciliophora; Oligohymenophorea; Hymenostomatida; Tetrahymenidae. The transcript has a single exon. The record is from RefSeq and is a predicted model, not a curated record.
AUGAGUCCAAUUCAAUUUUUUAACUCAAAACCUCAAGUCUCGGUUCUGAUUUAUCUAUUUAAUCUUCUUUUUAAGCUUUUUUAAUUUCCAAAAUAUUUUUAUCAUUAUCUGUUAAAAAGAAAUUUAUUUUUUCUAAAUCUUUUAAUAUUUAUUUUUUUGAAGCUUCUGGGCUUUCGUAAUCGAUUUUAGAUAUUUAAGUUGCUUUUUAGAUCAUUUUUUAAAGAAGUUAACUAUUUUCAUCUUUUUUUUAAAUAAUUGAUUAGAGUAAGACUAAAUACUUUUCCUUUUUUUAUUAAAUACUAAGGUCUUACCCUUAUAAUAUAGAUUUCAGUUGUUCUAUUUUUGAUAUAUCUAUAUAGGUUUUUAAGAUAUCUUAUUUGUAGUUUUUAAUUUUUUCAAUUUAAUUUAACAUUUUUUCUUUUUGAUCAUCAAUUUUUUCAAUAACUUAAACUAAAAAAUCUUUAAAGUAGGAAUUAAUGUGCUCAGCAAUUUCAUUAAAAUUGUUUUAUAUAACAAUCACGCCAUUGA